AUGCCUCGUGAGGCACGACAUGUUGUAUUUGAAUUCAUGUUGGCUUGUAUUGUAGGCCAAUACACAGAUUUAGGUAUGGCACGAGUCACGUUUUAUUCUGCACUUCGAAAUUACAACAACUGGGAAGACUUCGCCGACAUGUACAAGGUGUUAUUUGCUCUUUGUAAAGAGGGAAGAGACAUAUCAGGCUUUGAAAAGAAUGUGUGUAAACUAUUAAUACAUUGGCUAGAUAUUGCUGUCGUACAACAAAGACCGAUAGACCAACCUAUUCCUUACCUAAGUGAUAUUUUACACCUGUUAACAUUGGUCGCAAAAUUUAAUUUUGCCUUGUUUGAAGAAGAUGAAGUAUCUCAAAUGAUUGAUGCUACUCAUAAGGCGUUUUUUUCUUCUCAUCAUCUGGAUGAUAUCACGGCUUGUCUUGAAUUUGCGGACAUCGUUGUAAGAUAUAGAUUUGUACCCUUUCAUGCAUUAACUCCAUUUUUGGAUAUUUUGGCUGCUUCCGUUAUUCUUGCACCUCAAAAAUCAACCGUUUCUUCUUGGCCCAUCUUUUUAAAUUUACUUCGUUCUCAUUGUGCUCAUUCCGCUAUUUUGACUCUGUGUAAAUUCCUAGAUAAAUCACCUUCAAAUAUUGACAAGGAAAACAUUUUGAUCAAGGGCGCCAUCACACUGCUUGGUGAAACUGCUUGGGGAAAAAACAGUAAGACUGGUGCUGACACAUAUAUGGUGUCUGAUUCUGUUAUUCUCAUGUAUUUCAGAAGAGCUGCAUCCAAAGGAAAUGAUACAAUCAAUGGAACAAUUUUAAGUAGUUUGAUAUCACUUAUUGCCGACCAAAUGACGAUGCCAAGUUUAAUGGAAUGGGAAGCUGUAUGGGAUAUAGUUGAUGUCUGUACUAAGCAUAUAUUGAAAAUCACUGAUAAUAAUAGCAAUAAUGAUUGCAGAUUAUUUGAUGAUGUUUCUACAUAUUCCUCCACAUCUUGCAUCUAUCAAUUUUCAAGGUUUAGUAAAAUAAUCAUGCAACAAAACAGAGGACCGAUGACUCGCUGGAUAAAUGUAUUAUAUCAAUUACGUGAUUAUUGUGGGGACCAAACAGCUAAGAUAUUACUGGAUUAUUACGUGACAGAACAUUCCUUUUUACCGUCCACAGAAAAUUGGUUGACCCUAUUACAACAAAUCACAAACACCUUCUAUAUUCACGCCACGGCCAUCUCACCUUCUACUCGAUUAACCAUGUUGGAUAUUGUAUAUGACGUUUGUAUUUCGGUCAAGGAUUUUUAUUCCGAAGUUACCUACGAAACUAUCGUCAUCCCAAUGAUGAAAGCCUUACCUCAGGAAACUGAUCUCCAAAUAAGACAAACUGCAAUCGAUUUAUUAGUUUCUUCAUUAUCUGAUUGUCAAAACGAAUCAAUCUUUGAUACACUCAUUGGAAUUCUUCGAGAAUGUGCCCAUUGUCAAUGUAUUCCGGACGACCCUACCACUAAGUCAUCCAUCAUACGUCGUACAAACACCACCGAAAAUUCAUUCUGUAUUGGUGUCUCUGCCAUGUGUGGUAUCUCCGAAUUAUUCGAGAAUUUACUAUUGGCUUCAAAUGGAAAGCUAUGUGCAAAAACAUUUGAUAUCAUUGCUGAAAUUGCGAACGAUCCACAAGAUUUAUCUUGUCCAUCUGGUGGCCCAAAGAUUGUUGCCCUGGAUUUGCUGUUAAGGUUUAGAUGCCCAACAAAUCACCACCUUUAUCUUGUCGAUGACACCAUAGAAGAAAAAGACAGUGUGAUUGCCUCUAUACGGAAGCAUCAACAAGAACGAAAAGAAGCAUACGAAAAGAAACGAUCUUCUGAACGAUUUAUACCAGGCCCAAGCAACGCACCCACCACACAGCUGAGAGGGAAAAACAUCUUCCAUCCAAGUCCUUACGUAUUUUCUUACAAUGAGAAUCCGUGUGAUGAAUCAGAGGUGGUGUUGGAUAUUAACGAAAUGCUAAAAUCUUAUGUCAACGUGUUGACCGACUCUCCAAAUUGGGUGGUCGCAUUAUUUGUAUUGAAACGGCUACCUCAACAACUAAGCAAUAAGCAUUUAUUCUGUGGAGCAUCACCUUAUAUCAACAAAUUGCGUCGUCGCUUAGUAAAAUGGACCAGUACACGGAAAUUCUUAGAAAAUGUCACUAAUGUACCUGCUACAACCAAACGUAACGAUCUCAAUGUAUACGCCUAUAGCCUUCUCACUGUAUUGAUUUCCUAUCGUCGAAUCUUUACUGAGCCGAAACAAGACCAAGAUGAGAUUGUGUACGCCUUCUAUGUAGGUAUCAUGCAAGUCACAAGUGCAACUCGUCUCUGUAUCAACUCACUAGCUGUUUGUUGUCACGAACUGCCCUUGUCCGUGGCAAAAAUGCUCAACGAAAUCUUACAGCGGAUGUCACAAAUCAUUUCUGUAAGUAGUGUGUCUGUUCAUAUCCUGGAGUUUUUAUCGGGUUUGGCAAGAUUGCCAGAUUUAUAUGCAAACUUUACUGGUGACAUGUAUAAGCCUGUAUUUGCUAUUGCUCUAAAUUAUUUGCAACAUUCUCAUUCUCAGCAACAACUUCAGCAGCAGCAGCAACAGCAACAGCAACAACAACAGCAACAGCAACAAGUCUCUCCACUAAAUACCCCCUCCGCCUCUCCUAUGAUGAGCCCAGGCGCUGCUAACAACAAAGAUAUAAGUCAAGGGGCUUUAAAACAAUACGUCUUAAUCAUGGCCUAUCUGGUUAUAACUGUCUGGUUUACAGCUAUACCGCUUCGUGAACGUCGCAAGCAUGUACCAUUUAUUAUUCAACGUCUUCUCAGUGGUAUUUCUAUGGGUAAAACUAUUGAUGAACAGACGUAUACAUGUAUCGACAUGCUUUCGCGAUUCACUUUUGCCGAUGUCAGUUUAGCUCCCGAGAAAUCUGUAGUUUCUAAAAUUCUGAUGGGUGAUGGUGAAAGUUUAACUAUGCCAGAACAAAAAUCGGGAAAACAAAGCCAACGUACAUGGAUUUAUGGACAUACACUUUUAACACUUCGUACCGCCAAAUCUUUAGGAUGGGUUGAGGUCAUGAUUCGUAGACCCUCUGGUACAGUAUCGAUGAUGUGCUAUGUAGAGAACAAGAUCAAAUCAAACGAUAUUGAUUAUCGUACUUUACCUGCACUUUUAAUGAUGCAAUAUCAACCUGAUUUAAUGGCUUCCAAAUUCAUUCAAGAAAACGAACAGGAUCGAUCAAGAAAGUCGUCGGUGGAUAGUACUGCAGCAGAAGAUGAAGAAGAGAAAAAAUCACCUGAAGUUAAUGUUCAUGAUGUUUUAUCAGAACCUAAAUCAACCAGUAAAGAACCCACUUCUUCGUUUAGUAACAACCACCACCUACGAAAGAUUGAGCCAUCGAUUGAUCCUGGAUUUUUGUAUUUACAGUUUAAUAACUAUCCGGAUAUCUCGGCAGUCAGAUCAAUGGAUUUAUCACCUCCUUUGCCAGAUGAUGAAGCAACUGCACGUACUUUGGCAACUUUUGAUCGUAUUCCGGUAGUGGAUUUUCACAAGAUUGGUGUAUUGUAUGUAGGUAAAGGACAGCAUCACGAACUCGAGAUUUUGGCCAACACGUAUGGAUCUCCCGAUUAUGUUCGCUUUUUAAAUGCACUUGGUACAAUUCAAAGGCUGCGCGGGCGCACAGGAAAUUCAGGUGGUCUUGAUCGAGAGAUGGAUAUUGAUGGCAAGUAUGCUUAUUUCUGGAAAGACGAUGUGACUGAAGCCGUGUUUCACAUUGCCACAUUAAUGCCGACCAACUUAGAGCGGGAUCCUCAAUGCAGUGCUAAAAAAAGACAUAUUGGUAACGAUUAUGUCUCUGUUGUGUACAAUGAUAGUGGUAUGGACUACGUGUUUGAUACCUUACCAUCUCAAUUCAACUUUAUAAAUAUCGUGGUAUCACCUCACUCCAUAUCAACCGAAGCUGUUUCUCCGUCACAUGCAUUGACGGGUGGAGAGAAUACUUUUUUCAAGGUAGAGAUGCAAAGACGACCUGAUAUGCCAGAUAUUGGGCCUAUGAGUGAACCGAAGUUGGUAUCGGCACAGUCCCUACCGGGUUUUGUAAGAUUGGCUGCCAUUCAUGCAAAUAUCUUUGCUCAAGUAUUUUGGCAGGCCGGUGCUGGUGGCAAAAGAGAGUACGUGUCUCAUUGGAGAGAAAGAUUAAAACAGAUUCAGCGCAUUAAAGAAAGAUUGAAUGGAAAACAACCUACCGAUACCACCAAGGUCGGCAAAGAUUAUGAGGCUUUACUCGAUUUUACAAAAUAUACAUAG
Mucor mucedo is the source of this 4290-nucleotide messenger RNA. RefSeq lists its product as uncharacterized. Gene Ontology annotation, molecular function: GTPase activator activity. Gene Ontology annotation, biological process: regulation of small GTPase mediated signal transduction; positive regulation of GTPase activity; negative regulation of TOR signaling. Gene Ontology annotation, cellular component: cytoplasm; TSC1-TSC2 complex; nucleus. The record is from RefSeq and is a predicted model, not a curated record. Bases 1 to 4290 code for a protein of 1429 amino acids. Lineage: Eukaryota; Fungi; Mucoromycota; Mucoromycetes; Mucorales; Mucoraceae. The transcript has 2 exons.